AUGUAUUCUUCUAACGAUCCAAAUAAUUCCCUUGCAUAUCAUAAUGGCCGAGUAUACACAAUCAAUCCCGACCAACCGUGGGCAGACGCAUUCAUUGUGUCGGCUACAGGUUUUAUCGAGGCAAUAGGAUCUGAAGAAGAAAUUCUUAAGAUUUCUAGCUCAAGAGGUCUGGUCCGCUACGACCUCGCCCAGAAAUUUGUGAUGCCUGGUAUUCACGAUGCGCACACUCACCUUUUGAUAGCCAGCAUGCAAGCAUUGAAUGAAUCAUCGAUCGGGUUUGAUUCUGGGGCAGAUACUAUCGCCGAGAGACUCAAAGAUGGUGUCUGUGUCUGUGCAUAUCACAACGUUGCUGGCGACUGGGUGAUUGGAAACUUUUACCAAGCAAGCUUCUUUCCUGGGGGUGUGCCUGAUCGGAAGUAUUUGGAUGAGAAGUACCCGAAUACGCCGAUCCUAGUACGCGAGGUAUCCUGUCACCGCAUUCUGCUGAAUACAGCUGGACUGCGAAAGGUCAAAAUUGAUCCAGUCAACGCAGUUGACCCUCCAGGGGGUUUUUACAUUCGUCGAUCGGAUGGGAGCCUUACUGGAGAGAUUGCGGAGAAUGCCAUGAGUCAAGUCUUUUCCAAACUUCCCAUCGCACCACUUUCGCACGCUAAGAGGGCCUUGCAAUUUGGCAUGCGUAUGUGUCAUCGAUAUGGCAUUACAUCUUGUCAAGAGGCAUCGGCGAAUUCUCUAUAUCUUUAUUCCCUAAGUGAAUUAGAGCAAGAGAAUCGCCUCGAUUUGGAUGUAUAUACACACAUCGUCUGCGCUCCUGAGACAUUCGCCAUGGAGCCCAGUCAGAGCUUGGCAGCUUUAUUAGAUGUUGCAGAAGAAUUUCGCAGCAAGCAUGUGCAUACAAACUUCGUGAAGUUCUGGCUUGAUGGGGCUCCAUUGCCACCAGAGUUCACACAAUGCGAUUUGGAUGCGCAAGGGCGUCCGGAAAAGCACAACAUGGUCAUUGGGUGGGACUUUCUUGAGGAAGCAGUUCUGAAAUACGACGCCCAGGGUAUGACAUGUAAGCUUCAUGUAGCUGGCGAGGGAUCAGCUCGGGGUGCGUUGGACGUUUUGGAGAAAGUGCGGCGUAUCAACCCCAAAGGGCCCAGACAUGAACUGGCACAUUGCAGUGCAGUACACCCGGAUGAUAUUGCUCGUUUUUCUGUAAUCGGAAUCACGGCCGAGAUGUCACCGGCCAUCUUUCACGAGCCUGUGGUCAAUGAGAUCCCACAUCUUUUGAAAUGGCCAUUCAACGAGGUUCUGGAAACUGGAGCCCAGAUGACGAUUGGAUCUGACUGGCUCCUACCGGAGACCCCCAGUUUAUUUGACGCGCUGGCUGCGAUCGUUGAAAGGGUGGAGUUCUUCCCUGGUGGCCGGCAAAGCACCGCCCUAUCACAAGGAAAGAGCAAAAAGGAACGAGGAGGUGAGAUUAUAUGCCAAAUCAUCACCCUUAGUGGUGCUCAAGCGGUAGGAGCUGAAAAUAAGACUGGGAGCCUUGAAGUGGGAAAAACUGCCAAUUUCAUCGCUGUGGAUCGAGAUCUUAGUAAGGGUGAGUUCGCAGGAGCAACUGUUUUGAAGACUUGGUUUGAGGGGCGCAUGGUAUAUGAUUUCAAUGUUUCAGGAAAUGGGGUAAUGAUAUCCGGUGCUGACAGCAAAUUGUGA
Messenger RNA from Penicillium manginii, 1692 nucleotides. Its product is annotated as amidohydrolase. Gene Ontology annotation, molecular function: hydrolase activity, acting on carbon-nitrogen (but not peptide) bonds. The coding region runs from base 1 to 1692 and encodes 563 amino acids. NCBI's taxonomy places the organism in Eukaryota, Fungi, Ascomycota, Eurotiomycetes, Eurotiales, Aspergillaceae. The transcript has 2 exons. The record is from RefSeq and is a predicted model, not a curated record.